Messenger RNA from Fomitopsis serialis, 635 nucleotides. RefSeq lists its product as uncharacterized. The record is from RefSeq and is a predicted model, not a curated record. Bases 1 to 351 code for a protein of 116 amino acids. Lineage: Eukaryota; Fungi; Basidiomycota; Agaricomycetes; Polyporales; Fomitopsidaceae. The transcript has 2 exons.
AUGCCGGGUCCUGACCUUCCGUCCGAGUCCGUGCUCAAGAUACCCGACCUUGACAGGGCCAGACUUAUGAGGGGGGAGAGUACCGUCUGCACCGAACUAUGCAGAGUCGCUCAGACAAUCUUCGACAACUGUCCCCACGGCGAGAAGCUGGUUGCAUGGAAAACGCGCGACCACCCAGACUCCAGCGAUCGCAACGACUAUUCAGCACAAUCUAGAGUCGACGUCUCCUUCUACCCAGCGGACGAUGACGCCAAGGCAGACUAUGAGCGCAGGAUGGGCCAAGACGUGUUCGGGGCGUCUAUUCGCUGGGCCUGGAUAUCGUUGCUCGUGGAGAUCGAAAAAGCAUCAUAAUGCGCCUUCAGCUUCGCCAACAUGGAUUUAUGCAGCAAACGGCGAUUCUGAGCAGCACAAUGAAGGCAAUGGCGACGUUGCCGAAAACGCUGAGGACACUUCGGAGUCCAAAAGCACGACGUAAAGCCGCUGGAACCGAUACCGUUUCUGCCGGCUGGGUCGGAUGCGAGUGCGGCCUCACCCAAAUGGCAGACUAUGUCGCGAAGGUAUUUAGGAGGCAGCACCGGCUGCAUGUCUUCACGCUUUUCGUCUACAAAGGCCAGGCUCGCGUCGUUCGCUGGGAC